GCGCUCGGCAUCUCAGCAGCUCAGCAACUCGCAGCAGCCGAAGCGCUGUGAGAGGUGAGGUCACCUCUAUGGGCAUCGGGGAUUAUGUGUGUGUUACACUCGGCGGAGGGUCGCCCUGGGGGUUCAGACUUCAAGGUGGCAAAGAUCACACGCAGCCCUUACAGGUUUCAAGGGUUCGGAAGAAGAGCAAAGCCUGCAGAGCUGGACUGUGUGAGGGAGAUGAACUGGUUGCCAUCAAUGGUAAACCUACUUCAGAUUUAUCCCAUUCAGAGGCCAUGCAACUGGUAGAUGGGACAAGUGACACCCUGCAAAUCCUCAUUAAAAGACUUGUUAGUGAUCAGCCAGAGUACACAGAAUAUGAAGGGACAAAGAGUGAGAAAGCAGUAGAGACCACACAACAGAUUACAAGCAGCAGACAGCUUUGCGAGCAGUCCCUUCCAUUCGAGCUUUACAUCUCUGAGUCUCAGGACGAAGCAUAUUAUGGAGAAACAGAAAGUGACACGGACAUUUCAGGGAAGAAAGAAGAGAAGCAGAAACAGAGCAGCUCCAGAUUGUUUCUGAAGGAAUGCGGAAACUCUGGGCGGUCAAUGAAGGAAAGUGAUUCUGCAGAGCAAAAAGAACUGACACAACCAGCAGUGGUGGAACUCCAGUUAUCCCUAGUGCAUGGAAAGGAUGGAGACCCAGAGACAGCUGCUGUGACCAUCAUUGGGGCAGAAACGUUCAACUCUGCAGCUUCAGAUCCCACUAAACCUCUUGUGAACAGCCAGAGAACUGAAUCAGCACUGUCAGAGACUGAUGGAAAGGUUACAGCCCAGAUAACCACUGCUGCCACAUCACUUCAGAGCAGCGGUGACAAACACGUCAAGUUGGUCCAAAGUGAGUGGCAAGGAGCAGGAGUGGAUUCCAAUCAGUCCAGAGUCGAGCUGUCUCUGGACUGCUCUGACAGAGAGCAAAGUGGAAAGGAGGUCUCCACCCCUGAGGUUGGCAGUGGGUGUGCUGAUUCUCCAGCUGAAGAAGAGCUGUCAAAGACAUACAGAACGCCUCCUUUCUCCAUUGGAAUUUCAUCAGAGGGGACAGAGCACGGACCAGAAGAGACACGCUCUGGCAAGGAUUUUGCAAGAACCCACAAGCACCGGGCCAGGCAGGCCAAAAUCCGUCGGAGUGAAAGCCUGUCAGAAAAGCAGGUUAAGGAAGCUAAGUCUAAAUGUAAAAGCAUUGCUUUACUCUUGACAGCAACUCCUACUCCCAGCUCCAAGGGGGCGUUGAUGUUUAAGAAACGUCGCCAGAGGGCAAAAAAGUAUACUUUGGUCAGCUACGGAACAGGGGAGUUUGAUCCCGACGACGAUCAAGAGGAUUCCAUAGAAUUCACUUUAAUAUCAACUAGCGAGUCUGAUCUUGAUGAGGAUUUCAAUGUGGAUGUCAGUAACUCAACCCAACUUGUGACAUUUGAUUGGGACACAGAUUUAGGAGAAGUCGAGAAGAAGGAGGACAAGAGUGAAGACGAAAUGCAGAGGUUACCAGAAACCAAAGGCAAGGGUGCUUUGAUGUUUGCCAAGAGGAGGCAGAGGGUUGACCAAUACACAGCUGAGCAAGAGGAGAUAAAGAGAUCAGGAAGAGUAUCUGAAGCUUCCUUUACGCAGUCUGUAAAAAUAGACAGUUCUUCCCAAGUAAUGCAAAGCAGUGUCAAUGAAUCAUCAGUCACGAUGCAAAAUCAUGCCUCUGAAAAUGGUAUGGACAUGAGUAAGCCAAGUGGUUAUGAUCCUAGGGUUGAGAACGUAAAUGGAGUUGGAGUGGCAUCUGAGAUGAUUGUCCAAAACUUUAAAGUCGCUGAAGAGAACAGAUCAGGUGUGCUGAACAGAACAGCCAGACCAUUCCCCGGGGUGCAAAACCGAGCUGCUGCUCCUUUUUCCCCUACAAGAAAUCUAACAAGUUCCCUGUCAGAUUUACCUCCCCCACCACCAUACUCUUCCAUUAGUCCACCACCUGGCAACCUUUACCAUGUUGCAUCUCCUCCUUUGGUUGCCACACCUCAACCGGGUGUAUGGUCACCUGCAGGCAUUGCAGGGGAGCAGAUAGCAUCCAGAGAUGAGAGAAUCUCUAUUCCUGCAAUAAGAACUGGUAUUCUGCAAGACGCGAGAAAACGAAACACUGCAAAGCCAAUGUUUACUUUCGUGGAUCGCCCUAAGGUAGCCCCAAACCCAGAGCUCCUCUCCCUUGUGAAAGGCAACAAAGACAAACGUAGAGGAGCAGACCAGCCCGGCGGAGGUUUUGAAUCGGGACCUGAAGAAGAUUACCUAAGUUUAGGUGCGGAAGCAUCCAACUUUUUACAGUCCCCGGCGGUAAAGCAGAAGACCCCUCCUCCAGUUGCACCAAAGCCAUCUGUUAAGAACUCUCCCACUGGGAUAACCCCUGUGCUGUUACCUGUGCUAUCACCUCCUGUGCCUCUGGCAGUAAUCCCUGUUGAAGCUCCUGUAAACUCUUCUGAAGCCACUCACCAGAUGCCAGUAAAAUCACACCCAGUUCAACCUGUUAGUUCUUGGUACCCAUCUACCAAUGCUACCAACCAGUUUACACCUUCGACAGGACCUCAAUCAGUAGUGUCAACACAUUCACAUAGUUCCAAAACACCUCCCACAACUCCCUUAUUACAUUCUGCAGCAGCUGGAGGUAUGGGUCCAGCAUUUGAAAUGCCAGCUUUGAAAGGUAAAGGAGCUGCGUUGUUUGCAAGGAGGCAGUCUCGAAUGGAGAAAUACAUAGUAGACUCAACAACAGUCAAGGCUAAUAAACCGCGGCCACCGUCACCUACCCCUUCCCUGCCAGCGUCUUGGAAGUAUUCGUCUAAUAUAAGAGCACCUCCCCCUUUGGCUUACAACCCAAUCCUUUCACCAUCGUAUCCACCUGGCCUUAUAAAAUCACACGCACAGUCCACUUCCUCAAACAAGUCAAAUAAAGGUGCCAAAGGUAAAGGCAAAAAGCCUCUCAAUACCUUGGAUGUCAUGAAACACCAGCCAUAUCAGCUUAAUCCAUCCUUGUUCACUUUUUCAUCCACAUCUGAUACUAAGGCACUUCCACCCAAAAGCUCACCACUUUCUAAGCAAUCUGUAAAGCCUGGUCCUCUUCCACCUAUGAAUCAAACUCAAAUCUCUCCACCAGUUAAUGCUGCCUGUUCUGUUUCUAAGAGUGUCUCAUCUAUGCCAACAGGACAAUCUUUUAAUCAAGCUCCAGCUUAUGCAAGCUCUGCAGAUGAAGAUCAUGCCUAUGGUUCUAGAGGGGGUUCUGGUGUACCCUCUCUUCCGAGUGAGAAUGCCUUUGUACCUCCAAGUUAUGUGUCAUCAGCCAUGUCAAUUGCCAUGGUGCCAAGACCCAAGUUUUCAGCAAAGAAAGUUGGAGUCACAGCACAGGUGUGGAAACCCUUUUCGAUAGUGGAGUAAUGUAAUUGGUAAAAGGCAAUGCUAACGGUUUUAUUUGUGAGAUUUAUAUUUGAUUUUGUGGUCUGCAGUACGGCACUGGAGUUAAUGGCAGUUUAAGAGAGGUGCAUUCUUUCUGUCCCAAUGUAGAUUUUUUCAAUGAAUCUAUUUUUAAAUAAUACUUCCAGCUCUUUUGGGGGUCUAAUCGAUGAAAUGCAUCUUGUCUCUUUGAAACAGAACAUAAGUCAUCCCAGCUCUGUUCUUUUUUAAAUAUGUUGCCUCAUUUUCAUAUGACGUGCUGGGCAGAGAAAAGAAAUUCCAGUCCAGAAGUACAUUGCCUUAAAAGGCAGGGUUAUCAUGACAUAAAAAGGAGAGCAAAGAUUAUGCAAUGAUUAUUAGUUUCUCUGAAUAGUCUUCGGCAAAUCUGAGUUAGCUAAUGGAAAUUUACAGGUCUUCAGACACUCAAUGAUGUGAAAGGAAUAAGCAGGGAAAUCUGGAUGAAAGUUAAAGUAGGUUUUGCAAAAUAAUGAAACAUGCGGAUCAAUUUGAAUGCAUGGCGAUUGAGUUUCUCUGUGAUUACACAGAAGGAAUUAUAUGAUGUUCAUUGGAAAAGGAAGGAGUCUGGGAAAUGUUGCACAGUUUGAUGAUGAGGUAAUGGGGGCGGGAGUUCCUGAACAUGGUUCAAGGUAUAAUAUUUGGCAAGUUUGGGUUUUUCCUUUGUAUGCACAAUGUGUAAGGAUUGAAUGAAUUCUGCUUAUUACUAAUCUGAAGGUUGCAGCAACACAAAGGGUAUAUACACCCACUAGAAUUCAGAUCGCUUUGCAUUGACCUCAGAUUAUGCGCUCACAACUUUUCUGCUCUGAGACUUCUUCACGCUUUUAUUAUUUCUUUACUUUCAUUGUAUUUUGAAUCUUUUUUCUUUGAAUUUCACGUUUUUCGUUCUGCUUCUUAAGAGUUGCAAGAAUGAAGGUUACAAUAUCAGCCAGGAAAACAGAAAUGCUAUUUAUUGUAAAAUAGCAUCUUCACUUCAUUCAAACCAAAGAAAACAAAUCAACAUUUCUGCAAAGAUUGAAUCAUUUACAUAUAGAAGCUUCUUUUUUUGUCAAUGGCUGUUAUUUGUAGCUUUCUUUUAUGUUCAAAUAUAAUUUUUCUUCCUGUUAUGUACAUCCUGUAUUCUUCUCCACUGUAAUAUUAAAAUUCUCACUGUCUUUA
This is a messenger RNA of Callorhinchus milii (elephant shark), 4619 nucleotides long. RefSeq names its product synaptopodin-2. The coding region runs from base 69 to 3431 and encodes 1120 amino acids. The transcript is spliced from 4 exons. Gene Ontology annotation, cellular component: actin cytoskeleton; Z disc; nucleus. NCBI's taxonomy places the organism in Eukaryota, Metazoa, Chordata, Chondrichthyes, Chimaeriformes, Callorhinchidae. Gene Ontology annotation, molecular function: actin binding. Gene Ontology annotation, biological process: positive regulation of actin filament bundle assembly. The record is from RefSeq and is a predicted model, not a curated record.